AUGUCCCAGACAGAAACAGCUACAGCCGAUAGUGCUGUAACCUUUAAAGAGCAGGGAAAUGUAGCUUACAAGGCAGGAAAUUAUCAGGAAGCUGUCGAGCUGUAUGGCAAAGCUAUUGAAGCUGAUCCAACUAACCCUGUAUACUAUGGUAACCGUAGUAUGGCGUUGAUGCAGUUGAAAGAAUACCAGCUUGCUUUGAACGAUACUCUGGAAUCCAACAGUUAUGGCCCAGGAGUCGCUAAAACGCUCAAUAGAUUGGGCAAGUUAUACACAACUCUCGGUAGACCCGACGAGGCUCUUCAAGCAUACAGUUCAAGUGACCCUCCAGCCAGUGGACCCGAGGUUAUGUAUGCUCAUGAAAUGUCUAGAAACUUAGUACAAGCAGAACAACUUCUACACAGUGAAAACCCUGCUUUGGGAAUUCAUUCAUUAGAUGCUGCUGAGAGAUAUCUUGGAGCAGGUGUUAAAAUACCAAGAAAAUGGACAUUGUUACGAGGACAGUUAUAUUUGGCUUCAGGAAAUAUUGAUGGUGCUACUUCGCUGGUCAUGUCCUUGUUGAGAUCCGAUUCACAAGACCCUGACGCUCUUACUCUGCGAGGAAAAGUCCUGUAUCAAGAAGGAGAUGUCAGCAAGGCAGUUGCUCACUUCACCGAGGCUUUAAGGUGUGAUCCUGAUAAUGCCAAUGCUCGUAAAUCAUUGAAAGUUGCCAAAGAACUGGAAAAGCUGCGUACUGAGGGAAACAAUGCGUUCAAAUCAGGCAGUUAUGCUGCUGCCAAGGAAUUAUAUACCCGGGCAUUACAAGUGGAUCCAACCAAUAAGGGCAUAAACUCCAAGUUGUACUCUAACCGAGCAACUGUGAACAUUAAGCUGAAUCUCAUUGAAGAAGCAUUAGCAGACAGUGACGAGGCUCUCUUAUUAGACCCUGGUUUUGUCAAGGUGAAGAAGACCAGAGCCCGAGUGCUUCUUCAACUGGAAAGAUAUGAAGACGCAGUUCAAGAGUUCAAGUCUGCUAUUGAGAUGGACUCUGCUGACACUUCGCUGAGACAAGAGUUACAAAAUGCCGAACUCGAGCUCAAGAAGAGCAAACGCAAGGAUUACUACAAGAUUCUGGGCGUUAGCAAGACCUGUACAGAAACCGAACUCAAAAAAGCAUAUAGAAAGCAAGCACUUAUCUACCAUCCCGACAAGAAUCCCGACGACCACACUGCACAAGAGAAGUUCAAGGAGGUAGGUGAAGCCUACGAAACGCUGUCGGACCCACAAAAGAGAGCAAGAUACGAUUCUGGCGUCGAUCUCCAAGAUCCAUCUGACAUGUUUGGCGGUAUGGGCGGCAUGGGCGGCAUGGGCGGCAUGGGUGGAAUGGGCGGUAUGGGAGGCAUGGGAGGCAUGGGAGGCAUCGACCCUGAAAUCCUCUUCCAGAUGUUCGGUGGUGCUGGCGGCGGAGGCCGUGGUGGCCACCCUGGAUUCAGCUUCUCUUCCGGAGGCUUCUAA
Messenger RNA from Sugiyamaella lignohabitans, 1491 nucleotides. RefSeq names its product Caj1p (gene CAJ1). The record is from RefSeq and is a predicted model, not a curated record. Bases 1 to 1491 code for a protein of 496 amino acids. Gene Ontology annotation, molecular function: protein binding. The transcript has a single exon. Lineage: Eukaryota; Fungi; Ascomycota; Dipodascomycetes; Dipodascales; Trichomonascaceae.